Molecule: messenger RNA, 471 nt
Organism: Tetrahymena thermophila SB210
Lineage: Eukaryota; Ciliophora; Oligohymenophorea; Hymenostomatida; Tetrahymenidae
Exons: 1
Source: RefSeq, a predicted model, not a curated record
AUGAUUAACAUAUUCAAUUUUGUAAAAAAGAAUGAUAAGGAGUAAUUCAAAUACUGUUGUUCUGAAAUGAAUCAAAUUUUGAUAAUACACACUUAAAAAUUAGAUGAUUUGAGAGAGACUCUGUAUGGUUGUAUAAAAUAAAAAUCUAAAAAGCUCGAAGACUCUUAACUUCAAGAUGAUAUAGCUCUAUUAAAUGGCCUAAUUUAAAUAAUUAAAUGUCCUAAAAAAAGAUACAUUUUUUCCUGUACCAUUGACUGCUUAAAGAAAUACAAAGAAGACUUCAAUUAUAUUGAUGAUGUUAUUUAAAAUAAUUUAAAAAAAAUGACUACAAAUCAAAUGAGAAAAUUUUCAACCAACAUGAAAAUGUAUGAAAAUGUUAUCUAUAAGAGAGAUAUUUUAAAUAAAUUUUAUAAUUCUUUAGAUGAUUUGGAUUCUCCUGUUAAAGUUAAACAAGAAAUUUUUACCUUUUGA